AUGGAUAACGACACUUUUGUGGAUCCCAUUCUUCCAAGUGAGGGUCCUGCAAAAGUCGCAAAGUUGAUCAGAGUGAAUGAAGGGAAAAGUCAGGAAAAGAAAAAGUCUUCCAAGUCAAAAAACACCUCUCCGGAUAACCCUAAACUGAAGAAGUCAUCCAAAUCAUCUAAACCGAAAACAGAGCUUGAUGAAGUGGAGACGAGUCCAAAGGCAAAGAGUAUCGUGAAGUGCACCAAGGCGGUAGUCAUCGAUGUCGGUACAGGAUACCUGAAAACCGGGUUUGCUGGGGCGGAUGCGCCCUCCUGCGUAAUUCCCAGUGUUGUAGGUUUGGCGCGCAAAGGCCCCUUUGAUUACAAGCACGGCUAUGUGGGGAGGGAAAUUCUAGAAACACUAGACAUAUCCUACAUCAGCCCGGUGCAUAAUGGCAUAGUAACAGAAUGGGAUGCAAUGGAGAGACUGUGGGAAUACGCGUUCAAAACGCUGGGUAUCCCAAGCGAGGAGCACGCCGUGCUUUUGUGUGACCCUCCUCUUAGUCCGACCACCAACAGAGAAAAACUCGCCGAAAUCAUGUUCGAGAGCUUCAGCACUCCAGCCAUGUUUAUUGAAAACCAGUCCGUUUUAUCCAUGUAUUCCUAUGGCAGAACUAGCGGACUGGUUUUGGAAUGCGGGCAUGGAUGCUCUUACGCAGUUCCCAUUGACGACGGCCACUACAUGCCAAGUUACACCUGUCGUGCAGAAUAUGCAGGACGAAGCCUUGACCUUUACUUGCAGAAGUUACUGCAGGAGUCUGGAAAAGGGUUUUCUUUUGACAAAUUAGGCCUAAUGGAUGACAUCAAGGCAAAAUGUUGCUAUGUAGCCCCUGAUAUAGACAUUGAAUUAAGAGUUUGUGAAAUGGUGCAAUACAAGCUUCCAGAUGGGAAUUAUAUCUCAUUGGGAAAUGAGCGUUCUCUUUGUCCAGAGGUGCUAUUCCAGCCAAAUCUGAUUGGAUCCCGUGAGCCAGGACUUCAUAUUAUGGUCAUGAACUGUAUCAAUAAAUGUGACAUCAGAUUGAAGAGUGACAUGCUACAGAAUAUCCUAAUAUGUGGCGGCUCCACAAUGUUCAGUGGUCUUCCUGAACGGCUGCAGAGCGAGCUCAACCAGAUCGCACCAUGUGGUGGGACUACCAUUGUGGCAUCCCAGGAGCGUCAAAACACAGUGUGGCUUGGAGGUUCAAUCCUUGCCUCCCUGUCCUCUUUCCAGUCACUUUGGAUUCGGAGGAAAGACUAUGAGGAGAAAGGGCCCUUUGCCAUUUAUCGAAAAUGUUUCUGA
Molecule: messenger RNA, 1308 nt
Organism: Salmo salar (Atlantic salmon)
Lineage: Eukaryota; Metazoa; Chordata; Actinopteri; Salmoniformes; Salmonidae
Product: actin-1-like
Source: RefSeq, a predicted model, not a curated record